AGGAGAAGAUCGAGGGGGUUGAACAUGAGUGGAGGAGCAAAACCGGAACAGAAAGUGAAGCCUUGUCACCGUGUGUGUGUGCGUGUGUGUGUGGGUGUGUGAGUGUGUCAGUGUGUGAGGAGGAAGAAGAACUUUGAAGAAGCAGACAAGACGAUGGCUGAAGACGGACUGGAGGACACUUGACUUGGAGACUGAAGAUUCAACUAACUUAAGAAGAAAGGCCACAUUUUGGUGACUUCAGUUGAUGGAUCGGUGCUUGAUUUUGACCACCAAAAGUCAACAUGUGCAUCCCUAAAAAACACCUUAAGGAUUAACUAAACUCCAACUUCAACGAGACAAAAGCCAUGGAGGAACCUCCUACAGAGAACAUCCACCACUUCUUCAACCAGCUGUGGAGCUUUGUGGAGGAGAAACACAAGGAAGGUGUCCACAACACCGUCUGCCUGGUGGUCCUCCUCACUCUCCCACUCCUGGUCCUUCUCACCACCUUGCUGGUGUGCUGCCACUGCUGCUGCUGUCGCCAUGCCAACAGAUGCUGCUGUCGAUGUGCAGGAGGAGGAGGAGGUCAGACUGCAGCGUUGGAAUCGAAGAAGAAGAAGAAGAAAAAAAAUUCAAACAAUAAUGAGGAUUUGUGGAUUUCAGUCAAGACGGGGCAGAUGACACCCGAUCGGGUCGCUUUGCCGAUGGAGUAGGAGAGGAAGAAGAAAAACAGUGUUAUAGCCGGUAGUUUUCCAUUAGCCAUGUAGGACACGCAGUGCUGUAAUGUUUACAUUUUGUUUGUGGUACAAACAUUUAUUACAGACGUGUGUGUGUGUGUGUGUGUGUGUGUGUGUGUGUGUGUGUGUGUGUGUGUGUGUGUGUGUGUGUGUGUGUGUGUGUGUGUGUGUGUGUGUGUGUGUGUGUGUGUGUGUGUGUGUGUGUGUGUGUGUGUGUGUGUGUGUGUGAGUGUGUGUGUGUGUGUGUGUGUGUGUGUGUGUGUGUGUGU
Messenger RNA from Entelurus aequoreus (snake pipefish), 985 nucleotides. RefSeq lists its product as uncharacterized. The transcript has 2 exons. Lineage: Eukaryota; Metazoa; Chordata; Actinopteri; Syngnathiformes; Syngnathidae. The record is from RefSeq and is a predicted model, not a curated record. Bases 345 to 692 code for a protein of 115 amino acids.